Molecule: messenger RNA, 2011 nt
Organism: Blepharisma stoltei
Lineage: Eukaryota; Ciliophora; Heterotrichea; Heterotrichida; Blepharismidae
Source: the annotation of a GenBank genome assembly
AUGAACACCCGAAAACAAAAUGGUUUCAGCAGACCUUAUCACCCCUUUCAAAUAGCGACCUGAUUGAUGAGUCUUUUCUUAGUAGCUGUCGCAAUUCUGAUCACACUUAUCCUGGAAACUUCUUUGCAAAUUGUUUUUUCACUGCUAUUUUGGCCAGCUCAAAUAUUAUAUUGAAUUUUAGGAGUCUUACUCCCCCCAUCCUUGAUUGAACGAUUGACUGUAAAAAAAUUCCUAAAAAUUGGGAAAUUAACCCCCAUCCUUGAUCGAGCGAUUUUCAUAUCAUGCAAAUUUUUAUAUAUAUAAAAUAUAUAUGUUAUCAAAAGCUUGAGAAGAUGUGCCGAAUGAAGUUGUUUUCAGAGACUUUGAGGCGACAGAAAGCUACAGAAUCAACCAUUUAAAGUGCUUCAGUCAUCAUCCUGGGCUUAAAAACUCAAUAAUCUAAAAAAUAGAGAUUCUUUAAAAUUAAAAAAAAUAAAUUUUAAUUCAAUAAGGAACUAAAAUUAAUACAGUUUAAAGGGGGUACCAAUAAAUCAAAAUAUUAAAAAUUGGUAUAUGAAAUUAAUUCAAUUGCUGUAAAAAUAAUUAUUAAAUGCUCUUAACCCUCUUAUUUAAAAGUAUAUAAAAAUAUUUUUUUUAUUUUAUAUAUAAAGUUUUUUUUCCAAAAAAAAAUUUGUUUUAACCCCCAUCCUUGAUCGAAGAUGGCGAGCCGUUCGAUCAAGGAUGGGGGGGAGUUAGCUACUUGCUCAGACCCCACAGAUCCUUUGGUUUAUCAGCAAGAGUAUGCAAUAAAUAAUGGGUAAAUAAAACUUAGGCUAUCUUUUGAUGAAAGGAAUAGAGAAGCUGUAUGCACAAUUUGCUCAUUUUAUGUAGCUGGAAAUUCUAAACAUUGCGGAUAUUGCAAUCGCUGUGUCUCUGAUUUUGACCAUCAUUGUAAAUGACUUAAUAAUUGUAUAGGAGGAAAAAACUACAAGCUUUUCAUAUACCUUAUUGUAGUACUCGAAAUAAAUGGCUUGAUUUUUAUUAUUUUUGGUUUAUAUACGAUAAUUGAUCGAUAUUCCUAUCAAGAAACAAAAGAAAAAUGAAUAGAUAUUUAUGGAGAAACAGGUGAACAAGUCAUCGACGCUUUCAUCUUUUUCCAGACCUCUAUAAGUCUGGCUGUAUUUUUAGCGAAUGGAAAAUUAAUUAUUUUCCAUAUUUGGCUGAGGUCGAAUGGUAUGACAACUUAUGACUAUAUAUGCCAGAUGAGGAAAAAAAAUAAAAUAAUGAGUCACACAGAAGCGACUUCAGGCGAAAAAGCGGAUGUAAAUUCUAAUAGGUCGAAUGAAGAAAUCUCUCCUAGAAAUUAUAUACAUUAAAAUGGCUGCACGUGUCAACCUGCCCUCUUAGCGCAACAGUGCAGACCUUAUGGCCACGGCGAAAUGUGACGGACUUAGAGCUGAGAUUUAAGUGCAGGCUGAAGAUAUGUGCAUCCGGGUAGGUUUUGGCUGCUUUCCUGUGGUUGGAAAUGGAGGCGCUCAAUAUGUCCUUUUAGAAACGAUGACCCAUGGGCAUUCCUCUACCGAGAAACUCUGGAUUUCGGCCUAGGCCAUAGGAGAGUAGUCUUUUACUUGUAGCUGUCAAAGAAAGGCACUUCGGCAACCGACAGACUCUAAGGAGUUGAUUCUUAGAAUCGAGCUCGAACCGCCCGUAGCAGCGCCACAGAAAUCCAUAAUCACUCUAGAUUGAAGCCUCAAGUCAAGGAGGAGACAGAAGGUACUGAGAGUGGCAAUAUUAUUUGGGGAAUAAACCCUCUAAGCUGGAGUCUAAAAGCGGGUGAAACUCCGUACCAAAGAUCUUUGGUUACUGCGUCACCAAUAUCUAGCCUCUCUUAAUAACUAACCUUCCUAGAAAUCAUUACCCUGAAACGAAAACACUGAUUGGUACAUCUGAAGAGCUGAAAAUAGUAGAAGGUGCCACUAUGAGGCCUAGUGACACUGACUCAUUUGAAAACCAUAAGAAUUUGAGUGGAUAA